AUGUUAGUUGAAGAAGCAAGUCCCGCCAAUUUAACAGGUUUAAGAGCUCUACAACAACACUUCUUCUCUCUAUUACAGACCUGCGACACCAUAAAGAAACUCAAGCAAAUUCACACCCAGAUAAUCGUCAAUGGCUUUUCCCAAAAAAAUUUCCUUCUCGUUAAGCUCUUGUCUUUCUACAUAACUUCUGGUAAUCUCCUAAAUGCACAUAAAGUUUUUGAACGUAUUGAAAACCCAAGUACUACUGUUUGGAAUCAAAUGAUCCGAGGGCAUUCUCAGAGCGAAACGCCCCAUAAGUUGGUUGAGCUUUACAAUCGAAUGGUAGAGGCUGAGGCUGAGCCCAAUGAGUUCACGUAUUCGUUUCUUAUUGGUGGUUGUGCGCGGUCGAGGUUGUUGAGAGAGGGCGAGCAGGUGCAUGGAAGAGUUGUGGCAAACGGGUAUUGCACUAAUGUGUUUGUUCGGACGAGUUUGGUUAAUUUGUAUGCGAUCGCUGGGGGAUAUGAUGGGGUAAGGAAGGCACGCCGGGUGUUUGAUGAAAUAGUUGAUAGAAAUAUAGUGAGUUGGAAUUCGUUGCUUGCAGGGUAUGUUAGGUGUGGGGAUGUUGAUGGGGCACGGAGGAUUUUUGAUGAGAUGCCGGAAAGGAAUGUUGUCUCGUGGACAACCAUGAUUGCAGGAUGUGCGCAAAUUGGGAGGUGUAAGCAAGCGUUACAUUUGUUUCAUGAGAUGAGAAGGGCCGGUGUAAAAUUAGACCAGGUGGCAUUGGUGGCAGCUUUGUCAGCCUGUGCUGAAUUGGGGGACUUGAAGUUGGGGACAUGGAUCCACUCUUACAUUGAUGAGAGACUGCAUGCUGGAAAUCAGCCAUUGCUUGUGUCUUUGAACAAUUCGCUCAUACACAUGUAUGCCAGCUGUGGUGUAAUUGAUAAAGCUUAUAAAGUAUUCAUAGGGAUGCAACAGAGAAGCACUAUUUCUUGGACAAGCAUGAUCACAGGUUUUGCAAAACAAGGCCAUGCAGAAGAAGCUCUUGGUGUGUUUCAGUGGAUGCAGAGGUUGGGAACGGAUGAAGGGAGACCCGAUGGGAUAACCUUCAUUGGAGUUCUGUGUGCCUGCAGCCAUGCUGGAUUUGUCGACCAAGGCCGUCAUUUUUUUGAAUGCAUGAAUAAAAAAUGGGGCAUUGUACCAAGGAUUGAGCACUAUGGAUGCAUGGUUGAUCUCCUGAGCCGUGCUGGCUUCUUGGAUGAAGCACAUAGACUCAUUGAGUCUAUGCCUAUGAAGCCAAAUGAUGCUGUAUGGGGUGCUCUUCUUGGUGGAUGCAGGAUUCACAAGAAUGCCGAGCUUGCUUCCCAUGUUGCUCAAAAAUUGGCACUUGAGCUUAAACCUGAUCAAGCUGCAGGCUAUCUUGUGCUACUGUCAAAUGUUUAUGCUACUGCUAAAAGGUGGCAGGACGUUGCUUUAGUGAGACAGAAGAUGGUUGAGAUAGGUGUAAGAAAGCCUGCAGGCCGAAGUUGGGUCCAAAUAAAUGGAGUUGUCCAUGACUUUGUGGCAGGUGACUGGACUCACAAGCAUGCAUCUUCAGUAUAUGAGAUGCUUAGCAAGAUUACAAGGCAAGCCAAAUUGGAAGGCUACAAACUGGACAUUUCAGAGGUGCUUUUGGACGUUGAAUAG
Vitis vinifera (wine grape) is the source of this 1662-nucleotide messenger RNA. Its product is annotated as pentatricopeptide repeat-containing protein At5g66520. Lineage: Eukaryota; Viridiplantae; Streptophyta; Magnoliopsida; Vitales; Vitaceae. The transcript has a single exon. Gene Ontology annotation, molecular function: protein binding; RNA binding. The coding region runs from base 1 to 1662 and encodes 553 amino acids. The record is from RefSeq and is a predicted model, not a curated record. Gene Ontology annotation, biological process: RNA modification.